This is a messenger RNA of Cylindrotheca closterium, 2481 nucleotides long. The record is from the annotation of a GenBank genome assembly. Lineage: Eukaryota; Bacillariophyta; Bacillariophyceae; Bacillariales; Bacillariaceae.
AUGCGGGAACCAUUACAGGUUACCAUCACCAGGACCUCUAGAUGGAAACAUGGUGGAAUCCUUCUCCUCCUAUUGAGCUGCAGAGAAUCCUUGUCCUAUGUUCCAGUAGAAGUCUUGACAUCACCCCCAACCAGAUCUCGUUCCGGAUGCUACAGUCGACGGCCACUUCAAGGACGCAAGAGAAGUAGAGUGGAAUCCUCCAAUUCUAUAAUUCGAUUCUCGGUUCAGUUGGACGAGAUUGCCAGUGUGAAGAAUACGACAGCAACGGCUAGCACUGUACCUGAUGCAGUCACACAAGAAUAUCCAACACCGACUAACAACGGGGUAAACAAUAGACUGCGAUUUGCGGUACCACGAAGUGAGUCAAUGAACAAAAAGAAAGCAGAGCAAAGGUAUAUUGCGCCUCAAAAAGCUAAGGAAACAGCAUCGGUGCGAGAAUUACCACCACCGGUGACUCUCAACGAGACCAAUCAUCAAAAAGAUGUUGACACCAAUGUCAUUAAUGAUGGACACAAUUUUGAAUUAACGACUGGAGAUCUGACUGUAGCAGAAGCCCAAACCACGCGGAGCUUGUGGAGCCGGCGGUACGCCCGCACCUUGGAGGAAGGAAUUCGUCGGGAAACAGCAUCCGAGCUGAAUUCAUUGCUGAGCGAUGCACAAAUAGAGGCUAGAACAAGCGAAGGAAGGCGAUUGGUGGAGCGAACCUUUAUGGGACUAAUCAAUGCUCUAGCAGAGGAACAUGAGGAUCUUGACAUUGAUAUAUCCACGGUCGCAGACUCUCCAUUUUGGAGAAAGGAAGUGAAGGAAUUACGAAUCAAUUUUUCACGCCUUGGCUUCAAGCCUCUUCGACUUGGCGGAAACGAAAUUCAAGAAGGAGACGAUGAUCGGGAGCUGUCUUUGAUUGAAUCUGCUGACGACGCCUUUGACCGAAUUGACAAAGACAACAGUGGAACAUUGGAUCAAGAAGAACUUGCAGAAGCCUUGAGCCUGAUAUCCGAUAUCACAACUGACAAAGACUCUGUGGGCGACCUUGCUUCAAAGCUAGUGGGUCUUUACGAUUUCAACGGCGAUGGUGCUGUAGAUCGGGAGGAAUACCAACAAAUGGUCGAAGACAUGGCUGGAUUGAACUCGGAAGUUGAAGAAGAAGAAAAAAUCCUAGAAGUAGUAAACGCAACAAAAGGCGAUGGCCCACUUCAGGCCAUGAGUAAUUCAGUGAAGUCGAUAUCAAAGGGAAUAUCAAACACAGCCGCACAAGCAGCAGAAAAGGCCACCCAAGGAAUAUCGUACACUGCGGCACAAGCAGCAGAAAAGGCGACUCAAGUUGCUUCCGCUGUCCGACGCAACAAGACUGCUGUCCCGGAACCAGAAUUACCUCCCGUCAAGGAAUAUGGCUCCCUUGUACUGUCCAAUCUGAAAAUCGACCUCAGGAGAUUGGUCUUUGGUGGAGUACCACUAGUGAAGAAAAUUGCUCCCGGCGGUCCCUUGAUUCUGGAACCAUUUUCGGUGACCAUUAAUGGCGCGUUCACACGAGAAGAUGUCAUGGGUUCCUUUGUACUGGAUGCCGGACUGAAGUUGCUAGUGGCUCGUACCUUGCGAGUACGAACUAGAUCAUUUCGGGAUGUUGUGGAUGGCGCUCUUUUCUUUGGGCGAAAAUACAGACUCAACACGAAGGCUGCACCAUUAGUGGAGGUUUUGGGAUUGUCCAAUGUAGAGUUUGACAGCAAUGAUAAAAUGGUCAUUACAGGUCGGGCCAAAAUCCGAUCGAGCCCCACGGCCCCAAUCAUUACCCAGACUUUCAAAUUGCGUACCAAGGUUGGCACUGGAAGGAAUGGUCAGAACAUCAAACUGGUGGAACCAGAGCUUGCCUUUGUAUUUGAAUGUCCCAAAGGAAUUGAGAAUGCAUUGUACCCAAUUUUUGACAAAUUGGGAAAACCAAGACCGCCAAGACCAGAACCAAUCUACUCGUUCUUUCCCAUUUACUCUCCCAUUAAAGUAGAGGAUGAGAAUGCAGGAUACGACAUGGGCGAAGACAAUCGGUUGAAGCGCAUUUUUAUCAAGGAUGGUAAACUUCGAUUGGAAAUGACUUCUGUCUUGCGACCCGGUCGCUUUUUGGGAAAUCACUACCUUGCCUUCACAGUUCCGCAACGAACCUUUAUCAUUACAUUGGAUCGUGUCAAGGAAGGUAUGCGAGCUGCUCGCAAGAACAAGAAGAUUGCCAGACGCGAAAAAAAACUCAGUGGCAUUAUCGAAACGGAUGAAGAAAAAGAAAUCAAGAAGAAACAGAGAAUGCUCACGCUGCAGAAUUGUCUUUCCAUGUUCAAGAGGACCCGUAAAGAGGUAACCAAGAAGCCCAAGAGCUUCUUUUCUCGGUUUGUGGAAGGAUACACCUUAGUGGAACGUGAAAACGAACGUUUGACCACCGAAAUUAGUGAUUGGUUUGGCCGUCAAGGACAGAAUUCAACUCGAGUGGGAGAAGUGUAG